GGAGAGGCUGAGCCAUGUGUUUGUAAAAAGGAAGUUACAGCCUGGAGAGAGAUCAGAGCUACCAGGACACACAGACAGACAGACAGACACUGGGUGACCAUUAGAAGAUGCAGGCGGAAUCCAUUUUGCACAGCGGUUAUUUCCACCCAGUUCUCCGAGCCUGGCAGGCCAGUGCCACCAGCAUAGAUGCCACCAAUCUCAUGUACCCCAUCUUCGUCACAGAUAACGCGGAUGCGGUUGAGGAUAUCCCCAGCCUGCCCGGCCAAGCCAGGUACGGGGUGAACAAGUUGGAAGAAAAGCUGAACCCUCUGGUAAAUGACGGGCUGAAGAGUAUUAUCAUUUUUGGAGUCCCAAGCAGAGUGAUCAAGGAUGUUCGUGGUUCUGCGGCAGACGCAGACGAUACUCCUGCCAUUCUGGCGAUACGGAAGAUCCGGGCUGCGUUUCCAGAGUUGCUUAUUGCCUGCGAUGUCUGCCUUUGUCCUUACACGUCCCACGGACACUGCGGGAUCCUGCGGGAAGAUGGCAGCAUUCAGAACGAGGCCAGUUGCCAGCGAUUAGCUGAUGUGGCGCUUGCUUACGCCAAAGCAGGAUGCCACGUGGUUGCCCCGUCAGACAUGAUGGAUGGACGGAUCGGAGCCAUAAAAAACGCCUUAAUUUCCAAUAACCUGGGCAACAAGGUUUCAGUAAUGAGUUACAGCGCCAAAUUUGCAUCCUGCUUCUAUGGACCAUUCAGGGAUGCAGCGCAGUCCAAACCCGCGUUUGGAGAUCGGAAAUGUUACCAGCUGCCCCCUGGUGCACGCGGACUGGCCAACAGGGCUGUCGACCGCGAUGUGAGGGAAGGAGCCGAUAUGCUCAUGGUGAAACCAGGGAUGCCGUAUUUGGACCUGCUUAGAGAAGUCAAAGACAAGCAUCCCUACUUACCGCUGGCCGUGUACCAUGUGUCCGGUGAAUACGCCAUGUUGUGGCACGGAGCGCAGGCUGGAGCUUUUAACCUAAAGGUGGCGGUUCUGGAGGCCAUGACGGGUUUCAGGAGAGCAGGUGCUGAUAUAAUUAUAACGUAUUACGUGCCUCAGCUCUUGAAAUGGAUAAAGGAGGCGUAAUGUGACCCUCUAAUCUUGAACGUACCCAGAAGACAUCCAACCACAAGACUAUCCCUCUGCGAUCAUGCAUCCGCAUCCUUGGCACAAUAGCGAAAAUGUAAUUUGCACUAUAAUUGGCAGAGUAGGACUGAUUUAUUUUACAUUAACCUUUUGUUAAGCUGCAUCCAAAACCCCUUUUAACGCUACGUUUAUAACACUGAAGACUUUUACUGCCACCAGUGCUUGAAUCCCUCUGCAGAGGGGCACUCAUUUUAAUCUUCGAUUUUUAUUUUCCAGUUUAGCUUUGUCUUAUUCCAAUGAAUUUAGCAGAUGGAAAGCUUGUUCCUCCAGCCAUACUUUCAUAUUAUAAAAUAUCCCGAUGUCAGCUUGCAUAGACCGCGUAUGUCCGUUUUUAGAAAUUAAAAUAAAAGCCAACCUUUCUUUCUCGUUGUGUGCUGACAAUAUGGCUGUUUUUAUUGUUCCCGUGCUGCUAAUGUCCUGCAGUUGUGAUUUUGUUCAGUAUGGUCUCUCUGUCCCUGAGCUGCACAGACAGAACUGUUAUCACUACGCUGGUAGAUCCAGCCAUAACAACGUCAGAAUAAAACAAAAUGUUUUUCAUGA
Molecule: messenger RNA, 1700 nt
Organism: Pelobates fuscus (common spadefoot toad)
Lineage: Eukaryota; Metazoa; Chordata; Amphibia; Anura; Pelobatidae
Gene: ALAD
Product: aminolevulinate dehydratase
Exons: 12
Coding region: 108-1100 (330 amino acids)
Biological process (GO): heme biosynthetic process
Cellular component (GO): cytosol
Molecular function (GO): zinc ion binding; porphobilinogen synthase activity
Source: RefSeq, a predicted model, not a curated record